AUGCGGGCACGGGGGCGUCGCACGCAGCUCCGCGAGUACAUGUCCAAAGAACACAUUGACUUUGUGGCGCUCCAGGAGACAAUUAAGGCCGACUUCUCCUUUAGAGACCUUUUGGCGUACGAUCCGCUCCAGCGCUUUGAUUGUUUUUGUGUUGGUGGAUUGCCCGUCUCCCUGGACGCCGUCCGCGACCUUGCAGAGGCAGGGACAGAAGGAUCCAAGAGCCCGGUCCGUAAAACGUUCCAUACGAAUGUCCCCAGUUAUCUCUUUGAUGACAUGGAGCAAUUCGCUCUGGAGAGGAUGGGGCUGGAGUUCCUUUCAACAAAAGAGCGCUACCAUGUCAAGGUGGUCGACAAGCAGGGAAGGUAUUCCAAAAUGUCUUGCAAAUGCACUGCGCAAGAAGAUGGGAAGCUUGCAAUCGACAAGAUUGAAUUGAACCAGAUACGACAAUUAGUGGAAGACGUAUCCUGCCUGUCGAACGAUCUUGAUUUAAGGCUGAUGUUGAAUACGAAUAGGAUCCGAAUAGACCCUGAAGUGGAAAAUGCCAUCAAGAGCUUAGUAUCUUCAGCUAUUGUUGAUCCUAAUGCCAGUGGGGGGUUUAGACAGCCACAUGGGAAUAAGUUGAUUGAUGAGAGGUUCAGCAUAACUGGAGUGUGGCGUACAAACUACAAGACUUUUGGGAAUAAAUCCUUAAAGAUGUAUCUAAGGCAUAGUGGCCGGUUUGUCCAAGGGAGCUCCACUGGAGAGCUUUCCAAUGAAGUUAGCUUCAAAUUAGCUGGCAUGUGCAAGAGACUGCAGGACGGCGGCAUUCAAGAGGUGGACACUCUAAAGGGGAUGCUGGAGUCUGUGGUGCGGAUGAUCUGGGACUAUGCUUUGAGUUAUCAUAAAUCUAAUCAUGCUAUAUAA
Messenger RNA from Triticum dicoccoides, 903 nucleotides. RefSeq lists its product as uncharacterized. The transcript has 6 exons. Lineage: Eukaryota; Viridiplantae; Streptophyta; Magnoliopsida; Poales; Poaceae. The record is from RefSeq and is a predicted model, not a curated record. The coding region runs from base 1 to 903 and encodes 300 amino acids.